GAGCAAACAGCGUGCUAGUUACUCAGGAGCCGGUUGGGUGUUUCCUAAGGGGAAAGUGAGCGAACUGCUGGUCCACACUUGAGCAGGAAGGAUGCAAGCGUUCAAAAAGGUGAAGCGUGCUCUUGGCAUACUGCCGGCCACUUCGAGACCUUUUAGCUUGGGACCUAGCCCGCCCAAGGGUGCGUUGGAUCGGUUUUAACUAGUAGAUGCAGAAAGAGGGUUGAGCGCAAACCUGCCAUAGUUUGUCACGGGGUGCUGGUUGAAUUCCCUUGCACGUGCUCCUCUUUAAGGAAGUUAUGGGGAACCUCAGCGUGGGGAGCGCAAGCUGGAAGCUUCAUACAAACUGGUGAAGUUGCUGCAGCGCCUAAAUAUUCUGCAGUUUUCCAGUACAACCUUUUGCAGCUCAAAUGAGUUAUCUGUAGUCUUGCCCCUUUACAAUGAAUAAGGAUGAACUAGUCACUGGACUUUGAAGCUGGUUGCUAUUAAGGUCUUGUCCGCAUCAUGAGCAGAUGGAAAAUUUUUGUGUUAAUGUUGUCACACUUCAAAGGAGGAAAAUUUAAGUAAAAUUGUCUGUCAAAUGAGUUUCAAGAAGGCAGGGGACAAGAUAAAGUGUUAAGUCUUCUAAAGCCUUUUCAGAUGUUUAUUAGAAUUGGGACCUGUUGAUGAAGGGAACUCAAAGUUGGACUGAAAAUCAAAGCUGGUUCGCAUAAAGCUGCAACUGAGGUGUUGGAGGGUGGUGUAACAAAAACGUAGCAUAGAUGGUAAGUGGAAAAUACUUGCUGACUGUAGGCAUAAAGGAGGUUAAAAGCGUCUCUAGAUAGUAGAGAAAUGAAUAGAAGAUUCUACAUAUAAAGAAUGACAACAAAAAUCUUGGAAUGACAAAGUAUACAGUUAAAAGCAGCUGUUAAAGAGCGGCUAGAUGGGACGACUGCUUCAAGGUAGGGAAGAAGAAACAGUGCAAAAGGAGCCAGACUGACAGGAGAAACAGAGUAUUUUCUUUCUAGGACUUGUGGACCUCAUCUCUUCUUGCUUCCAGAGGCUUUGAAGAGACAACUUUGUCCUGCAGGGCUAUAAACUGGGCUAGGACUGAGCGUCCUCUGUUCUGCCUUGGACCAUCAUGUUAACGACUAGCCCUGUCUGUUUUUUCCUCACGCUGACUGGGAAGUUCAUAAUCCCAAGUGCCUCCAACACAACUGCUGAAGCUGCUCGUGCUGUGGGGAGAGGCUGUGCAGCUGGUGCAGGUGGCAGAGCGGCUGUGUCAGGGCUGCCCGUGAGCCACGUCCAUGGGGGAGACUCGGCCAGAUGUGGAGCAUCGGAGGCAGGCCUGGGAGAGUCUAGGCAAAGAGCAGGAUUGUGAGCAGGCUGCUGUUUGCAUCUAGAAGAUCUGGAAGGACAGCCUGCAGCACAGAUGCAUCAAGCUUGAGAGGCAGAAGGAGAUGUUUUCUCUUGGAAUGGAAGCUGCAUGAGCUGGAUGAACUAAGCAUGAGGGAGCAGAUGGAGCAGCAGCUUCAGCCGUGGUUCCCUGAGUGCUGCUCUACCACACAACGCUUGCUGCAGCUGGAUGAGGAGCAGCUGGAUCAGCGGAAGCACUCUCGGCGUAUAAGGCCCCAGUACCACCACAGCGAGCGCAGCCUGAGCCCGGUUGGCCGGGGAUGCCAGAGCAGCCGCCUGGAGCCAUUGGAGUGCCGGGAUCUGCUGGUCCAGAAUGCGCUCUUCACUGGGGACCUGGAGAUGGUGCAGAAGUACUUCACCAAGAGUGCAGCCAUCAAUCUCAUCAUUGAGACCAAGGGCGAUGAGCUGCGCUGGACUAGCAGGAAAUUUGGACUGUGGUCUCUGAGCUAUGAGCAGGAGCUCACCACGCCGCUGCACAUCACGGCCAGCCGGGGCUACACUGACUGCCUGCACCUCCUGCUGCUCAGGGGUGCUGCCGUCAACUUUGCACCAGGCGGUAAGACUGCACUGCAUGAGGCUUGUGCAGCAGCCAGUACAGACUGCGUGCGCCUGCUGCUCAACUUUGGUGCUGACCCUGAGGCUGUCUCUGAGGAUGGCUACAAGCCCCUGCAUCUCUGCAAGAGCCCACACUCCACUGAGUGCGUCCAGCAGCUGCUGCAGCAUGGCGCCAGUGUGAACAGUCGGACAGAGGAAGAAGAUGACACAGCACUGCACGUAGCAGCACGGCAUGGCCUCACAGACCACGUCCAGCUGCUUCUGCGCUAUGGGGCAGAGCUGGAGGCAAAGAAUGAGGAGGGGCAGACGCCACUGAAUGCUGCCUGUGCUCAGCCCCAUCAACCCCAGGACAUGGACCGCUACUACCGGGUCUGCCAACUGCUGGUGGAGAGUGGUGCGAGCAUCAAUGCCGCAGAUAGGGACCGCCAGCACCCACUUCACCUGGCCUGCAAGAAUGCCAAUGCUCAAGUAGCAGAGUUACUGCUGGCCCGGGGCGCAAAUGUCAACAUCAUGAACUACAGCGGCAACACGGCACUGCACAAUAUCCUGCAAGCAACUGCCUACAAGCUAGAGCACCACCCAGAGCUUGUGGUGCAAGCCCUGCUCAACUACGGUGCCAUCCGCAUCUGGCCUGGCUCCCUCCUCAAGGUGCUGCAGUACUGCCAUACCUGCCCGCGUGUCAUCGAGGCCCUGAUGAACAGCUACGAUCACGUGCGCGUCUCCGAGGACUGGGUGGAAGUGGUUCCAGCAGAGGUUGUACAGAAAUACCCACGUUUCUACCAGUCACUUUUCUCCCUGGAGCAAAGACCUCGCUCCUUGCAGCACCUGGCUCGCUGCACACUCAGGACCUUCCUGGAGGGCCGUUUGCUUCCAGUCCUGUCUCAGCUGCACCUGCCAAGUGCCUUGCACCGUUACCUGCUGCUCAGCUUCGAGGACAUUCUUUACUAAGGGCUGCAGUUCCAGCCCUACUGUGCCUUUCUGUGCAGCUGUUCCAUCCCUGCUGGUGCAGUCUGUGCCUUCCCAGCUAACUCCUUCCCCUCGCACGCCUCCUGCCAGGCCACGUCAGCCCCCCGUGCCAAGCCUGUCGCUGCGUCCCUGCCCCAGCCAGCCUCGUGCUCUGCCUCCCACACCUAUUUUGGAGCGUUCUGUUUACCCAUGCUAACCAAGACAAACUCCAGACUCACUAAGAAAAGCAAGAUAUGGGGAUUAGGGUGUUUUGUGGGACAAGGAGCAAAUACACUGCAUUGAUCACAGUUCUAGUUGUAGGAUAUCAGCCUCCCUAUCCCAAAUCUACAAACUCUAACCUGAACCAGGCAGCUCUGGUGCCCUGGGUAUUUGCUGGGAUCCUGUCUUUAAUCAAGUUGUUUACAGUUUGUACCCAAAGAUGUAUGGAAUAAACCCUAGUCUUUCUUUAUACCUA
Messenger RNA from Grus americana (Whooping crane), 3367 nucleotides. It is a transcript of the gene ASB10, whose product is annotated as ankyrin repeat and SOCS box containing 10. Lineage: Eukaryota; Metazoa; Chordata; Aves; Gruiformes; Gruidae. The record is from RefSeq and is a predicted model, not a curated record. Gene Ontology annotation, molecular function: transmembrane transporter binding. The transcript is spliced from 11 exons. Gene Ontology annotation, biological process: negative regulation of delayed rectifier potassium channel activity; neuronal action potential; intracellular signal transduction. Bases 1483 to 2895 code for a protein of 470 amino acids. Gene Ontology annotation, cellular component: axon initial segment; nucleus; membrane.